AUGCGCCCCAAACACACACAACACCCUCUUCCGGCGUUUCCAGUGUAUUCAUGUGCUUUCUUGUCGCCAACGGAACUGGUUUUGGGAGGCGGAGGAGGUGCUUCCCGAAGUGGUAUUAAGAAUAAACUUCGUCUUUACAAUGUUAGCGAUGACCGCUCCAUUGAACUCAAGGAUGAAUAUGAAUUAGAGAAAGGCGAAGACGCCCCUAUGAGCAUGGCCGUCCACCAAAAGACUGCGACCAUUGUUUGCGGCGUUAACAGCGUAGAAGAAAAGCUUUUGAAAGGCGAGAACGAGCAUUGCCGGACAUUCAGCGUUGCUGCAGCGAAAAUCAAGCCGCUGACUACCACGAAUACUAUACCCGUUGUCCCAGACAAGGACGAUUUUCAAAAAGUGACGGUGUUGUCACCAGAUGGAACCCUGCUGGCUAUUGCUGGUUCAAACGACUUAACUCUUCUUUCUUUCCCAUCUUUGGAACCAGUCGUUGAGACCAUUCACGUUGAGAGGGACAUAUAUGAUGCUACGUUCUCCAAAAACAACUUGGUAAUCACAACUACACAUAACCUCUUGGUCUAUGGCCUACCAACAACUGUGCCCAAAUCCUCUACUACAACAUCACCCAAAAAGUCCAAGAAAAAAAGCAAAGCCACUGCCAGCGAAACUAAUGAAAAGCUUUCGUCUUUGGAAUUACAAAAGACUGUUGAUGUACCGCCAUCAACGGGUGAAGGGAGCACGUUCCGCGCCGGCAGAUACCACCCUACGGACGACAAGACAAUGUAUACAGUCAUCAAUGUCGUACCUCCUAGAUCUCGCAAAACUAAAAGUUUGAACCGCCAAUCUUUUAUCUGCAAAUGGAACACUAGUUCAUGGGUGUUGGAAAAAAUACGAAAGGUCGGGGAUGGUGGGCUUACUUGUAUGGACUUGAGUCCCGAUGGCCGCUUUAUAGGAUAUGGGUUCUCUGACUUGACAGUAGGAUUGUUGGACGCAAAAAGCCUCAGUCCCUUUGCUUCUAUUUUGAAGGCUCACGAAUUCCCCCCAACAAUUGUCAAAUUCAAUUUAGAUUCCACUCUGCUUAUUUCUGGAAGCCCGGAUAAUUCAAUUCGAAUUGUAUCUAUACCAAGCGAUGCUACUGGUUCCUCUCUCACCACCAUCGUGAUCAUUCUUUUAACAAUUUUGGUUUUGCUGCUUGCGGUAGCAGCCAGACAAUUCCCUGGUGGUAUUGGUCUGUAA
Psilocybe cubensis is the source of this 1227-nucleotide messenger RNA. RefSeq lists its product as uncharacterized. Gene Ontology annotation, biological process: protein secretion. Bases 1 to 1227 code for a protein of 408 amino acids. Lineage: Eukaryota; Fungi; Basidiomycota; Agaricomycetes; Agaricales; Agrocybaceae. Gene Ontology annotation, cellular component: endoplasmic reticulum membrane. Gene Ontology annotation, molecular function: GTPase activator activity; protein binding; guanyl-nucleotide exchange factor activity. The transcript is spliced from 11 exons. The record is from RefSeq and is a predicted model, not a curated record.